AUGAUUCCUUGUUUCAGACAAAUCAACUUUGCAACAUCAGUAACAUCGAAAUUAGAUACAAAAACCAGUCGCUGGAAGCCAAUACCGCUAUCAGCUCCUCACAGAGACUCCAGUGGGCACCAACGCAUUCCCUCUCUGUCGUUACAAUCAGAACAACACCGACAAGAACUUAUGAUUGAUAUUAACACUCUAAGAAUCUGCAAUCUGCCAAAACAAUCGUCGUUUAUGGAAAGGAGGUCUCCACAAAAGUCUAUACGUUCUUUUGAAUUGAUUGCAAGUUGUCACCAUUUAGAUCCACUCAAAAUUAUACCAUUUAGAUCCACUCAAAAAAACUCGCACAUCACUGACAUGGCAAAGAAACCCCGACCUUUAAUAACCACAAAGUUCUCCAAAUUUCCUAAGAGUAGAAUGACUCUAAACAAACUUGUAUUUUUUGGUCUAAUGAGCAUUGCAGUGCUUAUCAUCUCCAUUCUAAUAUCAGAGUACAAUCAAAAGCCCUUAAACUUUGCAAAUACAACAAUAGAAUUGAGAAACAAUAUCUUAGGACAAACUGAAGCAAUAGAAACAUUAAUUGACCAUUUUCAAUCGAACUCCAAUAACUUCACAGUUGUGAUUUUGUUAGGAGGGAUAGGGGUUGGUAAAACCUAUGCCGCGAACAUAAUAAAGAAUCAUUUCCCUUACAAAAACAACAUCUUCGAGUAUUUCCCACCAAUAGCAAAGCUGAUUCCCUCAGCUUACGGAUUGUUAUCUCACCGUCAUUGUAAUUUACUGAUCGUGGAGAACCUGAAGACCGAAGACGUGAGGGAUUUUAUGGGCUUCACGAAGUUCAUUCAAAAGCAGGAGAAACGUCCAUGUAUGAUUAUUUUGGGAAUUUUAAAUCCUCAGGUGACUGAUGAUUAUUUGGCUAAAACUAUAGACCUCAAGAAGGCAAAUGAGGAGUUGCAAAAUUUAUUUAUGGAGGCGGAGAUAAAAGGCAAGGUAAUUAGAUUCAGUUCAUUGGGACCUGAAAUAAUUGGUGAGUGCAUAAUGAGAGAAGUUAGAGACAAUGCUGUGCUACUGGCUGAUGGAGAUUAUGAGGCAGUUAAAACACAAUUGUUGAUGAUGGAUAGUGGCUGCAAGGGUGUACGCGGGAAAGUUCGUCUGUUGGGUACAAAAAAAAAUUAAUGAAAGACGCAAUAUUUUAGUUUGUUUAGGAGCAGCGAAGACUUGAAUAAUGAAAGGGGUUGAAAUUCAAUUGUUCCGCAUUUUUGAGAGAAGCGUUUUACUUUCUUAAAAUGGCUGAAAUGAGAAUGUUAAAAAUCGAUUAUUCGUGACAACUACUGUAAAUGUGUUGACCAAAA
This is a messenger RNA of Diachasma alloeum, 1340 nucleotides long. RefSeq lists its product as uncharacterized. The record is from RefSeq and is a predicted model, not a curated record. The transcript has 2 exons. NCBI's taxonomy places the organism in Eukaryota, Metazoa, Arthropoda, Insecta, Hymenoptera, Braconidae. Bases 1 to 1164 code for a protein of 387 amino acids.